Molecule: messenger RNA, 2201 nt
Organism: Aegilops tauschii subsp. strangulata
Lineage: Eukaryota; Viridiplantae; Streptophyta; Magnoliopsida; Poales; Poaceae
Product: phosphoinositide phospholipase C 2
Biological process (GO): release of sequestered calcium ion into cytosol; phosphatidylinositol-mediated signaling; lipid metabolic process
Cellular component (GO): plasma membrane
Molecular function (GO): phosphatidylinositol-4,5-bisphosphate phospholipase C activity
Source: RefSeq, a predicted model, not a curated record
CGUCUCCCUCCCUCCGUCCCUUUCGCCUUCCCCUCUCCCUCCCUCCCCUGUUUCUCUCCAUACCAGUCUCCCCUACGGAUACAUCGCCGACGACCCAAGCAAGCAAAGCCACCCAGCAGCAAACCAACCCAACCCUCGCUGCCGAGACCGCCGGAGCCAUGGGCACCUACAAGUGCUGCCUCAUCUUCAAGCGCCGGUUCCGCUGGACGGACGCGCCGCCGCCGGACGACGUGCGGGCGCUCUUCGCCGAGCACUCGGGCGGGGCCGCCACCAUGGGCGCCGACGGCCUGCGCCGCUACCUCGAGUCCACGGGCGGCGACCCCGACGCCGCCGACGCCGACGCCGAGGGCGAGGCGGACCGCCUGCUGGACCAGAUCCGCCUGCAGGGCCACCAGCAGCGCGCCGGCCCGCGCCUCCCGCGCCUCGGCCGCGGCCAGCUGCUCGGCCUCGACGACUUCCACCGCUUCCUCUUCUCCGCCGACCUCAACCCGCCCCUCCGCCGCCCGCAGGUCCACCACGACAUGUCCCAGCCCAUCUCCCACUACUACGUCUACACGGGACACAACUCGUACCUCACCGGCAACCAGCUCAGCAGCGACUGCAGCGACGUCCCCAUCAUCAAGGCCCUGCAGCGCGGCGUCCGGGUCAUCGAGCUCGACAUGUGGCCCAACUCCGCCAAGGACGACAUCAGCAUCCUCCAUGGCAGGACAUUGACCACCCCGGUUUCGCUGCUGAAAUGCUUGAAAUCCAUCAAAGAGUACGCUUUCGUCGCGUCUCCCUACCCGGUUAUCAUCACACUGGAAGACCACCUUACACCCGAGCUGCAGGACAAAGUUGCCAAGAUGGUCCUUGAAGUGUUUGGCGACAUACUGUACUACCCUCAAGAAGAACAUCCCAAAGAACUCCCUUCACCUGAGUUCCUCAAGGGUCGUGUGCUACUAUCAACAAAGCCCCCAAAGGAGUACCUUGAAGCCAAGGAUGGUGGUGCCGUGAAAGAUGGUGAUGCGGAGCAGAAUCCUGGCAAAGGGACUGACGAUGAUGCGGCUUGGGGAACAGAAGUCCCAGAUUUCAAGACUGAAAUCCAGUCUGCUAAAGAGGAGGAUGCCUCAGAGCACCGUAGAGAUGACGACGAGGACGAUGACGAUGAGGACGAACAGAAAAUGCAACAGCAUCUAGCUCCACAGUAUAAACACCUUAUUACUAUAAGAGCAGGAAAGCCAAAGGGGGGUACUACGUCUGAUGCCUUGAAGUGUGACCCAAACAAAGUUAGGCGGCUCAGUUUGAGCGAGCAACAACUUGCCAAAGCUGUAGUUAAUCAUGGCACCGAAAUAGUGAGGUUUACACAGAGGAAUCUUCUGAGGAUAUACCCAAAGGGCACUCGGGUUACUUCAUCCAACUAUAAUCCAUUUAUUGGUUGGGUGCACGGUGCUCAGAUGGUGGCCUUCAAUAUGCAGGGGUAUGGAAGAGCCCUUUGGUUAAUGCAUGGGUUUUAUAAAGCAAAUGGUGGCUGUGGCUACGUGAAGAAACCAGAUUUCUUGAUGCAGUCCGAACCAGAAGUUUUUGAUCCAAAAAAGCCUCAACCUGUUAAGAAGACCUUGAAGGUAAAAGUGUACAUGGGCGAUGGUUGGCGGAUGGACUUCAAGCAGACACACUUUGACCAGUAUUCUCCUCCAGAUUUCUAUGCACGGGUCGGGAUCGCCGGCGUUCCGGCGGACUCGGUGAUGAAGAAGACAAAGGCGGUGGAGGACAACUGGGUGCCGGUGUGGGGGGAGGAGUUCUCCUUCGAUCUGACGGUGCCAGAGCUGGCGCUGCUGCGGGUGGAGGCGCAUGAGUACGACAUGUCGGAGAAGGACGAUUUUGCGGGGCAGACGGUGCUGCCGGUGUCGGAGCUUCAGCCCGGGAUCCGCGCGGUGGCGCUCUUCGACCGCAAGGGGAACAAGUUCCCCAACGUCAAGCUCCUCAUGCGCUUUGAGUUUGUCUGAUUUGGUAUGGUUUGGUCUGAGAGAUGAUGGUGUGUCGGCGGCAUGGUUGGUACUCUGUGCAUUCUUUGUUCAUCCUGUACAUACGUGAUGCGUCGUGGUGCCGUCUGUGUGAAUAUUGAGUUGUGCCGUUGUAUAUGUGAGUCAGUUGUGUAGACACGAGAAUUCAUCAACCCUGUAUUUGUUGUGAGAGUGGCGUAAUAAGGUAUUUUACCAUCAUGA